This is a messenger RNA of Engraulis encrasicolus (European anchovy), 550 nucleotides long. Its product is annotated as monocyte chemotactic protein 1B-like. The transcript is spliced from 3 exons. Lineage: Eukaryota; Metazoa; Chordata; Actinopteri; Clupeiformes; Engraulidae. The coding region runs from base 43 to 324 and encodes 93 amino acids. Gene Ontology annotation, cellular component: extracellular region. Gene Ontology annotation, biological process: immune response. The record is from RefSeq and is a predicted model, not a curated record. Gene Ontology annotation, molecular function: chemokine activity.
CCAACAAAGCGAACAAACCAGCAGCACAACACUUGAAGCAUCAUGAAGACUGCCUGUAUCUGCCUGGCUCUGGGACUGGUCGUCAUGAUGGCUCUAUCCUCUGAGGCUCUCAUUUAUGGGGUCGAAGCGGCUCCUAAGGAUUGCUGCUUCAACUUUGUCUCUAACCGGAUGAAUAUGAAAUCAAAAGCCAUCGUGACAGCCAGACGGACAGACGCAAAAUGCCCCAAAGCAGCCAUCAUUGUUACAACAGCCAUGGGAAGAGAUUUGUGUGUGAACCCGUCCUCCAAAUUUGGCAAAAGACUGGCAAAGACCAUCAAAGCCUGAGAUUCAGGAUUUUCAGCAUAAUCUUAGUCUCAAGAGAAUUUAACUUUUUCAUUCAACCUUAUUGGCACCACAAUGGUAUUAUAUGUCUUUGUUAAUUAAGACUCUUGUGUAUUGUCAUGGCAAUUUUCUUAUGAUGUACAGCUUUUUCAGCAAAUAAUGGGAUCGCCGGCGAUCCCAUGUAAGAACUAGGCUUACUUGUGUCGAAUUGUUAAAAGCAGGUUUUCAU